AUGGAACCCAACACGCCUCAACACCAGCUGGCCAAGCAGAUCACUGCCGGCGGUGGCAGUCCUGGUCUCAGCUCUCCUUUUUCGCAAAUCACCGACAACCCUUUCUUCACCGCCGGCUUCGGUCUCGCAGCGCUUGGGGUUGCGGCACGGACUGGCCAAAAGGGUCUCCAACAUGGCGCUGCCUUCGUACGCCGCCGCAUGCUGGUCGACCUAGAAAUAACUCGCCAUGACGACGCCUAUCCGUGGGUCCUCCAAUGGAUGACCAACUACCACAGGGCACAGCAAGCCGGUGCCAGACCACUGGUCCAGAACGGUGUCCUCUCCAGAGUGCUCAAUCGCAUUGAUCCGCGCAUGCACCACCUCCAAGUUCAGACGUACACGCCGCAAGAUGGGCCCUCGCACGCUGCCCACUUCUCCUUCGUGCCAGGUCCGGGCAAGCACUUUCUGCGCUACAAGAACGCUUUCAUCCUCGUGGACAGGCAGCGAGAGCGCAAUAGUCUGAACGUCAAAGAUGGCGUACCCUUCGAGACGAUUAACCUUACGACCCUCUACUCGCAUCGCGAUAUCUUCGAAGACAUCUUCGCCGAGGCACACCAAAUAUACCAGCAGUCACAGGAAGGCAAGACUGUCAUAUACAACUCCAUGGGUACCAUGUGGCAGCCCUUUGGAGAUGCUAAGCGAAAGCGGCCCCUAGACUCCGUCGUCCUUGAGCGCGGUGUCAAGGAGCGCAUCGUAGAGGAUAUGGAGGCUUUCAUCUCAUCACGCAAGUGGUACUUGGACCGUGGCAUACCGUAUAGGCGAGGCUAUCUGCUCUACGGGCCCCCGGGUACUGGAAAGAGCUCCUUCAUUCAAGCUGUUGCCGGUCAUCUCGACUUCAAUAUUGCCAUUCUGAACGUCAGCGAGCGCGGCCUCACAGACGACAGAUUGAAUCAUCUGCUGACCAAGGUCCCGCGACGGACAGUAGUGCUGCUGGAAGAUGUUGAUGUCGCAUUCAUGAAUCGCAAGACGCCUGGCGCAGACGGAUUUGCUAGCCACUCCGUCACCUUCUCUGGACUGCUCAACGCUCUUGACGGUGUAGCUAGUGCUGAAGAGCGCAUCAUCUUCCUGACGACAAAUCAUGUCGAGAGACUGGACGAAGCGCUCGUUCGACCCGGCCGCGUGGAUAUGACGGUAAGGCUCGGUGAAGCAACUGAGUAUCAGAUCGAGCAGCUCUGGGACCGAUUCUAUGCAGAAUUCGAUGCAGGCGGGGAAGCGAAGCAGAGAUUUAUGGCUAGAGUCAGAGAGUUGGGCCUCAUCGACUCGGUGAGCACUGCAGCGCUACAGGGGUUGUUUCUUUACAACAAGGACGACACUGAGGGCGCUAUUGCAAUGGUUGAGGGCCUCACCGCUGGUCGCAAAGCCGAGAACCACGUGGGUAUCCCGGGUCACGUUGAUGUGAGCCAGGUGACGUCACAUUGAGCAUUUGCACUUCUGUAGAAACAAUGUAAAAUUCCGACUGCAAACGCUGCGGCUCCGUCCGCGCGG
Alternaria alternata is the source of this 1524-nucleotide messenger RNA. RefSeq names its product 26S protease regulatory subunit 8. Gene Ontology annotation, molecular function: ATP hydrolysis activity; ATP binding. The record is from RefSeq and is a predicted model, not a curated record. Gene Ontology annotation, biological process: protein insertion into mitochondrial inner membrane from matrix; mitochondrial respiratory chain complex III assembly. Bases 1 to 1458 code for a protein of 485 amino acids. The transcript has 2 exons. Lineage: Eukaryota; Fungi; Ascomycota; Dothideomycetes; Pleosporales; Pleosporaceae. Gene Ontology annotation, cellular component: mitochondrial inner membrane.